Messenger RNA from Rotaria sp. Silwood2, 1659 nucleotides. NCBI's taxonomy places the organism in Eukaryota, Metazoa, Rotifera, Eurotatoria, Philodinida, Philodinidae. The record is from the annotation of a GenBank genome assembly.
AUGCGAAAAUUAUUUAAUCGUUUGAUCUUUAUUAAAAUGCGUCGUAUAUUUGAAUUAUUAAUAUUAUCAUUUGUUUUUAUUAUUAUUUUAACAAUUAAUUCAAAAUGGUCAUCAACAAUAAAUGAUAAUAAUAAACCUCUAAGUAUAAAAAUUAAUAAUAUAUCUGUAAAUUCAUUUUUACCACAAGAUCAAUCUAUAAAUGUAAAUCAUAAUAAUAUAACAGAAAAAAUAAUUACAGGUCAACCUGAUUUAGCAAAAUAUAUUCAUCUAGAUUUAAAAGGCGCACCGCCACAACCAAAUAAAUUUUAUGAAACAUUUUUUAAUUUUAUUGAUCAAUUAAAAAUGGGUGUGAAAGGCAUUGUGAUUGAAUAUGAAGAUUUAUUACCAUUAAAUGGUAGACUUGCUAAUGCUACUCAUCGUUUUGGUUAUCAAAAAUCCGAUAUUGAAUUGAUACAAACAGUAGCAAAGUCUCAUCAACUUGAAAUCAUCCCACUUAUACAAACAUUUGGUCAUCUUGAAUGGUUACUUAAAUUACGUGAAUUUGAAUUAUAUCGUGAUGAUCUUGUUUCACCUAUGGUAAUUACACCAUGCUUUAAUUUAACAUAUGUUUUACUUGAAGAUCUUUUACAACAAACACUUGAUAUGCAUCCAAAUAGUAAUAUAAUUCAUAUCGGUUGUGAUGAAGUUGCAUUAACAAAUUCUCAUCCACAAUGUCAAGAAACAUGGAUGGAUGUACCUGAACGAUAUAUUAAUCAUGUUAAACGUGUUGUCAGUAUAAUUCAAAAGAUUCGACCUGGAAUGCGAAUACUUAUUUGGGAUGAUGUUAUUCGUGGUGAUCAAUUUAUUUAUAAUGACAUAUUGUUGAAUCAAUUGAAAAAUCUUGUUGAACCAGUUGCUUGGAAUUAUCGUUCAACAUUUGAUGAUCCAUAUGUAUCUUCAUCUAUUUGGAAUAUUUAUUCAAAAUUAUUUUCUAAUACAUGGGCAGCUAGCGCAUAUAAAGGUGGUCUUAAUCGUUAUUCUAUACAAACAAAUACAACACAUCAUGUAUUAAAUAAUCAUGCAUGGCUUCAAUUUUUAGAAUCAUCUUUAAAUCAAAAUAAUAAAUCGUUUUCUGCUAUUAUAUUAACUGGUUGGUCACGUUUUGAUCAUUUUAUGCCAUUAUGUGAUUUAUUACCAACAGCUUAUCAAUCUCUUAUUAGUAGUUUAUAUAUAUUAAAUACAGGAAAAUUUAUUCUUCAUGAUUACAUAAAUGAUUGUUAUGAAUUAAUGAAUUCAAUUGGAAAAGAUUCACAAUUAUGUCAAUCUUUACCAGGUGUUUCAAUUUGGUCAGGUAUAUCAUCGUUAUCAUUAUCUCUAUCACAAAUUGAAGAUCGUUUAACAUUUUUACAUACUGUUGCACCAUCCUAUAAUCGUAAACAUUUAUUUGUACGUCGUUAUGAACUUGAUUUACGUUUAAAUGAAUUAGAAAUGUUAAAAAAUGAUUUAUUAACAGUAACACAAUUAUUAAAUAAUCAUUUAAGUGAACUUUAUUCAUUAGAUGUUAUUGAUGAAUGGUUUGAUCUCUAUAUAACUCCUGUAUUAGGACGAAUUAAUACAACAUUAAUUGAUUUUUUACCUGUACGCAAUCAAACAUCAUGGUCACGACGACCCUUAAUGUAG